Closterium sp. Naga37s-1 is the source of this 2898-nucleotide messenger RNA. Lineage: Eukaryota; Viridiplantae; Streptophyta; Zygnematophyceae; Desmidiales; Closteriaceae. The record is from the annotation of a GenBank genome assembly.
AUGCAGCGCUUAUCCGCGGGGUUAUCGCAAGUGCUGGGCACAGACGCACCCACUGCACUCUCGUCCACCACCCCUUCCACCCAGCAUGACGCCACGUGGGGCAUGCCCGGGUAUGUGUAUGCGAAGCGCGGGCACGGGGGGCCGCGGAGGGGGGGGGUGGAGGAGGAGGGGGGAAAAGAGGAGAGGGAGGAGGAGGAGGAGGAGGAGGAGGAGGAGGAGGAGGAGGAGGAGGAGGAGGAGGAGGAGGAGGAGGAGGAGGAGGAGGAGGAGGAGGAGGAGGAGGAGAGGGAGGAGGAGGAGGAGGAGGAGGAGGAGGAGGAGGAGGAGGAGGAGGAGGAGGAGGAGGAGGAGGAGGAGGAGGAGGAGGACGAGGAGGAGGAGGAGGAGGAGGAGGAGGAGGAGGAGGAGGAGGAGGAGGAGGAGGAGGAGGAGGAGGAGGAGGAGGAGGAGGAGGAGGAGGAGGAGGAGGUGAAAGAGGAGGGGUUGGAGAGGAGAAGCAUGAAGUCAGGAUCGUCUCUAGGCGACCAGCACUGGACGGUGCUACAGAUAGCACCGCCCAUGCCAUCCUUAAAGCUACUAUCAUACUGCUCCUUGCCAUGCUGCUGUGCAUGCAUCUCCCCUUCUCUCCCCCACACCAUCUCCUCUACCCCUUGUAAGUCAAUAUCCGCUUCCCUGUUACAACCUCCCGCACUUGCCUCUCCCUUCCCCGCAACCCCCUCCUCCUUCCCCUUCCCAUCUCCCCUCCCUGCCUUUCCCGCAUCUCCGUCCUCCUUUUCCCUCGCGUCCCCGUCGCCCUCCUGCCCGUUCCCCUCCCCUGACUCCGCCGUCCGCCCAUCUCCUCCUCCGCAAGCGUGUUCUUCCUCCGCCCGCGCAUCCCCUUCCGCCGUCCCCGCGCUCAGCCACGCCUCAGGCUCGUCCAUGGCGCUCUCUUCGUCCAUCCCCCGCGCCGUCUCCCCCGCCUCCGCCAUCACCUGCGCGGCCGUCGCGCUGGAGAGCGCAGCAGCGCCGCGCAGAUCCGCGCGCACGUCCCACAGCGGGCGGAGGCACUCCCCGGCCUGCGCCGAGGAGGCCUGGGACGAAGACAUUCUCGUUAUUAAGGCCACUUGUGGCGGCAGCAAUCGCCGCCUCACACUGCGUCGCACGCCCGAUCUCUCAAUCUCCACCCUCCAUGAUCACUUAAAGCAGCUCUUCGGCAUCGGCAACUGCAGCGGUGACGGGAGUAGUUUAGGCGGCGUGCGGGAGCGGCUAGUGGUGACGUACCGCGACUCGGAGGGCGACUCGGUUGACCUUAUAGACGAUAGGGAUUUAAAGGACGCGCUGUUUUUACAGAAGCUGAAUCCGCUCAGAUUGAGUGUGAAUGUAGAGGAAGAAGAAGAGGAGGAAGAAGAUGAGGAGGAGGGGGGGGGGGAUAGGGAGGUGGAGGUGGGCGGAAGGGAAGCCGCGGAGGGUGACGGGAAGGCAGAAGCGGGGGAAGGUGAGAGGGGAGUAGCAGAUGGGGGGAAGGCGGAGGAAUCAACGCAAAAGACGCCCGAGGGAACGGAGGGUUCAGUCCCGAACGGGACAGCAGCACCCGGAGAACCACUCGGAAAGAAAGCAGCGGCGAAGAAAGCGAGGGGAGGCGGCAGGAACAGGUGGAUCAAGCAGGGGCGGAAGGCGGAGGGAAUAGAGGGAAUCGGUGCAGAGCGUGUGUAUAUCCAUGUGCAGUCAGCGUCGGGUGUGGAACUCCGGGAAGACCAUGGGGCCACGGACCUUCUCCUGGGCGUGACUCUAGAGAAAAUCAACGCUGUUGUGGCUGCUGCGGUCAAGAACCGCUCCUCUCUCCUGCUCCAGAUCGCCUUCGCCCCAGGACAAGCGGCUGAUGCUGCUGCCGAUGCUUCUCACGCUGCUGCUGCUGCUGCUGCUGCUGCCGGUGUGCCGAUUCUAGGAUCUGCUGGAGCUGCUCCCGCUGCGGUUAAGCUCCCGGCUGCCGGCGCUGCUGCCGCUUUCCCUGCUGCAGCAGCAGGAAAGGCGACCCUGGGAAACCGAGCAGUGGGAUCUGCCGCAGGUCUGGUCGCUCUUCAUAGCAGCACUACCACCACCACAAGCAGCAGCAGCGGUGGCAGGCUUACUGUCACUCCGCCAAUCCCAGGGCUUGUUCCUGCAGGAACAGUAGUGGGCGGAGGGGCAGGUGCUAUGGCCAAGGCUGGGCUGAUCCCCAACCUCUCCCCACACGCCACGAGACCCGUUUCGGUAGCAGCAGCAGGAUCAAUCCCAGCGGUCGCGGCAGCAGGCGCACCGGGAGUGGCAGGAGCAGCAGCAGCAGGGCAUGCAGCAGCACUGGAAGGAAUAGUAGCUGCAGGAGGGGCAUUGCCUGCUGCAGCUACUGCGACCGGUGGUGGUCUGUUUGCACGGGCUGUCUCACCGCGUGAUUCCAGGGCACUGGCAGGAGGAGCAGCAGGGGGGAGAGUGCCACUGCCGGUCCCUGUGGGCGGGCAAGGGAAGGGCGUGGAUGUUGAGGAGAAGGGGGAUGAGGCUUACCUUGCUGCUGCAGCUGCAGCAGCGGCGGCGGCAGCGGCAGCGGCAGCGGUGGUGCAUGAGGGAAUCGAGUGCGACCUGUGCCGUAUGUGCCCCAUUGUGGGGGCUCGGUACAAGUCCAAUGUGUACGUUCUCUCACUCACUCGCUCAUUCACUCACUCACGGACUCGCUCGCUCACUCGCUUUCCCUCUUCCUUGCAUACUCAUUCCCUCGCUCGCUUGCUCAUCUGCUCAUUUACUCUCACUCGCGUGCCAUGCCUUCAGUACUUUCAUCUCUCCCUUACCCUCCCACUCUGUCCCCUCUUCUCUUCCCCCCUCCCCUUCUCCCCCCCUCUCUCUCACUUCACUCUCUCCUUCUCUCCUUCCACGUGCAUUCCCUUCUAA